Scomber japonicus (chub mackerel) is the source of this 3438-nucleotide messenger RNA. It is a transcript of the gene tdrd7b, whose product is annotated as tudor domain containing 7 b. Gene Ontology annotation, biological process: spermatogenesis; lens morphogenesis in camera-type eye; lens fiber cell differentiation. The transcript is spliced from 19 exons. The record is from RefSeq and is a predicted model, not a curated record. Bases 1 to 3438 code for a protein of 1145 amino acids. NCBI's taxonomy places the organism in Eukaryota, Metazoa, Chordata, Actinopteri, Scombriformes, Scombridae.
AUGGCUGACGUUGAUCUGGUGAAGAAAAUGCUUCGGGCUGUCCUCCAGGCCAACAAGGGUGGAGUGUCACUGUCCCGUAUGCAGUCGGAGUACAAGGAGUUGACCGGGGAACAGAUACCACAUAAACAGAUGGGACAUAACCACCUUGAUGCUCUGCUAUCCAGCAUGCCCACUGUAGUCCGCAUGGAGCGCAACCGCUCCGGAGAGACGGUGUAUUUUGCCACAGGGGCCAAUGAGACGGCCCAUGUAGCCAAGGUGGUGGCUCGCCAGCGCAGCUCCAAGAAGACGGGACGACCCCACCUGGUCAACACACAGAUGAGGGUCAAACCGGCCGCCCCACUCGUCCUAAAUGCCAAACCUCAAACCUCUCUGAGACAGCCAAACCACCGCGGGCGAGGUGGAGGUAGAGGAGGAGGCGGCGGCCGCGGGGCUGGACAUGGAGACUUUAAACAGGGGAGGGACAUGAGGGAUGGCCAGUCGGAGGGCAAGACUGGGGCGCAUCCAAACAAGAUGUCCAAUCAGAACACCAACAGGAAAUCAAACCCCCCUGCGGAGAAGUCAGACAAGAGGAUGACCCUCCCAUCACGGUUUCAGAAGGAGGUACACGCUCACCUUUCCAGAAACUCCCAACAGACUAGUUCUCCUUCGAAUCUGAAUGAGAGCGUUGGCUCAGGGAAAGGAAAGCCCUACAAUCCUCAGCAGGUCCAGGGUCGUAUCAAAGAGAUCCUGGGGAAGUACAGUAAUGGCUUCUGGGUGUCCAAGCUGCCUCAGAUCUACAGAGAGCUGUACAAGCAGGACAUGCCCACUGAGGCCAUCAAAGACCUCGAUACCUGGACACACAUAUGCACUGUAGAGAAAACUUGCAGCAGCAACCCAUCAGAGCUGCUUCUCUACCCCGCCAAAGAACAGACCACUACAUCCUCCCCUUCGAUAAUCCUUAACCCAAAUUCCACUGCUGCCCCUGCCCCAACUUUAAACACCCCAACAGACAAACCCGUGCAGUCCCCGGCCCAACAGAGACCCCCUAACUCCCAUCGAACACGCUCCAAUUCAAACCCUCCUCAGUCGCCUCGAUCGUCCUCCUCGUCCCCCAGCCCUCCAUCCUCCCCCGCGACCCUCACCCCCGACCUGAAGCUGAAACUGGAGGAGCUGCUGGUGAAGUACUCCAAUGGCCUGUGGGCCCACGCACUACCCAAGCUGUUCCAGGACACAUACAAAACCAAACUGCCCGGACAUGUCCUGGAGAACCUUCACCUCCUCUCUGAUUUCUGCACCAUCGACUACCCGAUGCCUGACAACCCUAAGAGAGCCAUCCUGUACAGGAGGAGCAGCGCUGGAGGUGGAGGAGGAGAAGACGAGAACUGUAAUAGGAGGAACUCUUCAGCCAGUGAGGAGGACAUGAGGGUGAGGCAGGAGCUCGGGAGGAGGCUCAGUAACCAGGCGGUGCCCUCUUUGCAGAUCCCCAAAGAAGAGUACCCUUCUAUACUGGUGGUGGAAGCCACCAACACCAAUGGAGUCAUACUCAGGUACAUUGGUGAAGGUUAUUCCCAGGCCCAGGAGUCCAUGGAAGAUGAAAUGAGGGAGUUUUACGGCCUGGACAAAACCAGUCCAAGUCCUUUGUCUUCUCCAUCCUCAGGCCAACUUGUUGCUGUCAGGGCUGAGGAGGAGGAAGAGAUUCUGAGGGCUCAAGUUUGCGAAGUCAUGGCCGAGAAGGUCAAGGUGUACUAUGUGGAUCAUGGAUUUUCGGAAGUGAUCAGCAAAACCAAAGUGUUUGAGCUGAACGAGAAGUUUUUCAAACUGCCUUUCCAGGCAACCAAGUGUAAACUGGCAGGCCUGGAGCCUUUCUGCCAGGAGCCUGCUGUGCUGAAGAAAUUUGAAACAAUGGCAAGUGGACGAAUCCUGUUGGCUGAGAUCCUACAGAGAGGCCAGACCCCUCUGGUUGUUCUGUAUGACACGUCACAGGAUGAUGACGUCAACAUCAACGCUGCCUGCAUGAAAGCCCUGCAGGACAAGACACUUGCCAGUCCAUUACAGGUUAACAGCGCUUAUAUGAAUGUGACCGUCAGCAGCGUCUGCUCCGAUGGGACCAUCUACUGUCAGCUGCCCUCCAGAGGUCUUGCCAAGCUCAAUGAGAUACUGGAGAAAAUUGAGACGUACUUCCACUCACAGGUUACGUCCGAAUUCCUGGUGUCCAAACCUUUCUGUGGGAAAGUAUGUCUGGCACGAUACAAAGGAAAAUGGUCUCGCGUUGAGAUAACCAACCUGCACGGCAGCAGAGUGUUAGACAUCCUGUUCAUUGAUGUGGGCGUCCAGGCUUCUGUAGAGGUGUUUGAGCUAAGAGAGAUCCCGCCACCAUUCCUCCGUGACCUUAUGGCCAUCCCACCACAGGCUGUGAAGUGCUGUCUGGCCGACCUGGCUGUCAGUGUUGGAUCCUGGACUCCUGAUGCUGUCCAGUGGCUUCGAGAGAAAGUGCUCAACACCACUGACUGUAGCAUGAAGGUUGCCAAAGUGGAUGAAAGCAAGCGCUGCGUCUACGUCCACCUGUUCACUGACAAGAACUUCCAUGACCCGGCCCGCAGCCUCAACCAUCAGAUGGCCCAGUCGGACCUGUUCAAACAGCAGCCAGAUGUCUUCCUGACGAGCCACAGCCCUGUCAAGAUCUCCACACUCACCAAGACUUCCAACACCAGUGAGUCCACCAAUGGCAGUCCAACAUCAACGACUAUCCCAAGCAAGCCUCAUCUCAGAAGGGCUCUAUCCGGACCGAGAGUAGGCGGAGGAAGCAUCACAACCACCAUCAGUACACCAGAGACACCAUCAUCCCCCUCACCUUCUCUCCAGCUGCCACCACUACAAGAGCUGCCCCCAGCAGGAAGCAACAUAGAUGUCUAUGUGUCAGUGGCGUGCCAUCCAGGCCACUUUGUGCUGCAGCCCUGGAGAGAUAUGUACAAAUUGGUGGUGCUGAUGGGAGAGAUGAUUCUCUACUACAACAAAACGGAUGAGAAACCACUUAACAUAGAGAAGAAUCAGAUUUACGCCGCUAAAGUGGAGAACAACUGGCAUCGUGUGCUAGUGAAGGGAGUUCUGACCAAUGGGUUGGUGUCUGUGUACGAGUUGGACUAUGGUAAACACGAACUGGUCAGCUGCACCCAGCUCAGACCUCUCAUCAAGGAGUUCAGACAGCUGCCAUUCCAGGGCAUCACUGCUCAGUUGGCUGGAGUAAAGCCGAGGCAGUGGUCAGAGGAGGCUUCCAUCGUUUUCAGAAACCACGUGGAGAAGAAACCCCUUGUGGCCCAGCUGGAGGCCAUACAGGAAGCCUCAAAUCCGUGGGACAGGAAGUUGACAGUCUUCCUGGUCGACACUUCACAGGAAGAAAGGGACAUCUGGGUGCAUGACAUCAUGGCUGAGUUUGCUGAUGAGCUGACCAAUGAGAUGUAG